AUGACCGUAUCUUUUGUCUCCUUGUGUGCACGUUCUUCGCGCCCAGUCCUUGGACGUAUUUUUAAUGCCUCUCUCCAUAGCGAUCAUUCUCAGGGCAAUUCGUUGCAUUCAUACAGAUUGGCAUCAUGGCUUAAACAUCGUAGCAAAAGGCAGCAGCUUAAUGUAACUCCAAGAGUUGAUACAAUUAACGUCAAAUAUGUUGGCCCUCCUGGGACUCCUUCUGAAUUAAUCAUGACCAAAAAUAUAUCGACUCCAAAUGACUGCGCGAAACAUCUUUCUGGGCAUUUUGUCGACCGAAGCGCCGUUGCUCUUGUAAAUGGCGUAUGUUGGGACUUGCACAAGCCUUUGGAUGAAGAUUGCGAAUUAACUUUUCUUAAUUUCAAGGUCUGUAUUUUAAUCCAAUGA
Molecule: messenger RNA, 405 nt
Organism: Protopolystoma xenopodis
Lineage: Eukaryota; Metazoa; Platyhelminthes; Monogenea; Polystomatidea; Polystomatidae
Source: the annotation of a GenBank genome assembly